UCUCCAGUAAAGAACAGUCCUCCCCUGGUUGAAGACAUGGCACAGGCAGGAGCUAAUGGUUUUGCCAUCUCUGCUCUCCAUGGUCUUGAGCCUACCACACUGCUCCGUGCUCCUUUUUCCUUGGGAACUCUGCCAAGGAUCAACUUUGGAGGCUGCAGGAGUCCAGCCAGCACCGCUUUACCUGGUCACCCCUCUGGGGCAUAGCAGAGCCCUCAGACAAUGUUCCAGCCCCCAGCCACCAUGCUGGGCUAGAGCUGGUUUUGGUUGUUUGAAUUUGUUAUUCCCUCGGCUCCUGCUCUUUGAGGAGGUAAAAGUCCAGGCCAGCCCCCGGAAGUGCCCUGCCCUCCCUCCUCCCUUUGUAGUUAGGAGUCUCCCCAUGGACUGAAUGAACCUCCUGACCUCCUCCAGGUCACCAUGCAGGAAAAAGGUGGUUCCUGUGAAAAUGCUGACAAAAAGAGCCUGGGAGACAGCCGGAUGGCCGUUUGCCGGAAACGCUCCGGUCCGUGCUCUGUGCUUUCCGCAAACUGUCUCCUGCCUAGUUAAAAGGGCAGAACUGGGGUGUGCUCUCUUCUGGCAGCUCUUCAUCUUGCCAAGGAGUGCAGUCCCCACUAGAGCCCAUAGGGCACUGGAGCCUGGCAACACCACUGAUUUCAUGUGCUGCUCCAGCCCCAGUGCCAGGAAAAAGCAAGGAGGAAACUUGAGGCCAAAGAGAGGGUGAGGCAGAAACUGAGAGGAAGACAGACAGACAGAACCAACCAACGGACAAGAAAGCUGCAUACAGCUUGGUUUGGAAGCCCCUUGUGGCCAGCAGAACCCAGUAUCCAGACCGAGAUGGCGCAGCUGCUGCUGUUACUCUUCUGUCUCCAUUUCUGGCCAUGGAUUGGGAGCUCUGCUCAAGAGCUGGACCCUAAUGGGAAGAAUGUGUGCAAGGCUACCAGCCUCUCUGCAGGUCUGGUAUGCUGCCCAGGUUGGAAACAGGAAGGCAGGGAAUGCACAGCUGCGCUAUGUGAAAGGGAGGAUGCUUGCAAGGUGGAUGAAGUGUGUGUGAGACCUGGGAUCUGCCUCUGCAAACCUGGUUUCUUUGGAGCCAACUGCAACUCCCGCUGCCCUGACCAGUACUGGGGCUCGGACUGCAAGAAGAGCUGUUCAUGCCAUCCCAAUGGGAAGUGUGACCCUGUAAGCGGCCAGUGCACUUGCAAUGCCAACCGCUGGGGAGUACUCUGCGAGUUCCCAUGCCAGUGUGCACCUCAUGGCCACUGCAACCCCCAUUCUGGAGCCUGUCACUGUGAGCCAGGCUGGUGGGGACCCAACUGCAAGAAGCAGUGUCUGUGCAGGGUGACCGGCUCCCGCUGUGACCCUGUCACAGGGCACUGCGUCUGCACCCAGGGCUGGUGGGGCAGGAGAUGCAGCUUUAGAUGCACCUGCCACCUCUCACCCUGUGCCCAAGACUCAGGCAAGUGUGAGUGCAGGGCUGGGUUUUGGGGGCCAUUGUGCCAACAUCAUUGUGACUGCCUGCAUGGGAACUGCAACCCUCUUGAUGGGCAUUGCAGCUGCAACCCUGGCUAUCAGGGCAGGAGCUGUGGGGAUCCCUGUCCUGCUGGUUAUUACGGAUCUCAGUGCAGAUACAGCUGUGGGCACUGCAAGCGGAGCCAGCCCUGCUCUCCUGUGGAUGGGUUCUGCCUGGCAUGUGACUCUGGCUGGAACGGUACCCUCUGUAAGAAGCUGUGCAUGCCUGGAUACCAUGGGGAGAACUGUGCACAGAUGUGUCCCAGCUGCCGAAAAGGGGAGACCUGUCAUCCAGAGACAGGGGCUUGCUUGAACUGUGACCCUGGCAAGACAGGACCCAGCUGUGAAGCAUCCUGCCCUGCUGGAACAUUUGGAGAUGGAUGCCAGUUCACCUGUCCAGACUGUGUUAAUGGGAGCUGUGAUCCGGUUUCUGGGGAGUGUAUCUGCCAGGCUGGCUACUGGGGCACCAGCUGCAAUGAGACUUGCCCAGAGGGUUUGUUUGGAGCGAACUGUUCUUCCUUCUGCCAAUGUCCAAGGGGCCCCUGCCACCCACACUCUGGGGACUGUGUGCUCAGAUUAAAGCACCAGGGAGCCCUGAUAGCUGGCAUUCUCAUCCCAUUACUCCUCCUAUUACUCUGUGUCACCUGCUGUUGCUGUUGCUGUGGAACCAGCCAGCUGGAUGCCAGAGACAGGAUGGCUGUUGCUGAUGGUGAUGCGGUCUCCAGAAUGAAACAUCAUGUGCAGGGGGUGCUGGCAAAUCUCAGCUCCAUGUUACCUUGCUUCUCACUGAGUGGCUACAAACUCCCCCGAGUCACAGUCUCCCACCAUGACACAGAGAUUCCCUUCAAUCCCAGCUUCAUUGAACCUCCUUCUGCUGCCUGGGCCUCAGACAGCUCCUUCUCCUCCUCCUUUGACACUGACGAUGAGGACCCAGCCUACUGUGUCCCUGCCAGAGAAGAUGUUCCUGCAGUGGCAGGCUUUGAGCUUCAGGAAGGCAGCUCCAAGUGUCAUGAAUUUCCUGACGCAUCAGCAUUUAACUCCGAGGACGUCUCCCAGCCUUUCACCAUCCCCCGCACAUCCAGCAUUGCCAGAGCCAAGAGGCCCUCAGUGUCUUUUGCAGAAGGAACUAAAUUUGGCCCUCAGUGUCAAAGAGGCUCCAUGGAGACACCAAAUACCACUCGGAAGCCCAAAGCCUCCUGUGGUCUCACUAAACUUCCCUCUCGCCAGCACCUUGCUGACCCAGAGGAGGGGCCCCAGCAGGGUGGGUCGCCAGGUGACUGUUACGAAAACCCAGAGCCCAUCUCCGAGGCUGAGGCUAGCCACCGGCCCUCCCCCAGGGGUACCUCAGGAGGCCACAGGACGGCAGUGUCCAGUGGCAGACAUGUGGCCCAGAGAGUCGAGGCCCUUGAGGCAGCUUUGAAUCCAAACACUUUGGAUGUUAGGGGGAAGGAGCAGAAUCUCACAACCAUUUAUGUGACUGUGGGGACAGCAGGGAAAUCCUCCAAGCCCAAUGAGAAUGCCAAUGGAAGCAGAGAGGGGACAGUUCAGGCUGUACUGAAACGUUUGGGUAGCUUCCAGAGAGUAAAAAGGGCUGUCAGGGAGGAGCCCAUGGUGAGGAAAAGUACUGAGAGCAUCCAGAAACCUCCCCGCAGGGCCCUGAGCCCAGAAAGGGACUCCAGAGACAUGUUCCCCGAGCCAGCCCCUCCACACAAGGAGAGCUCCAAGACGACAGGUCUGGAGCCCUAUGAGUCACCUGAGCUCCUCACAGAUAGACACCAGAUAGAUGUUCCUGUGAAGAGAGAACCUCUCAUCCCCACAUCUCCUAUAUUUAAAAGACAAGUGGCUCAGGAAGGAGAAGAUGGGGUCACAGGGGACCCCAAGAACAGUGAAAGUCUUGAAGAGGCCAGAAGCCUAGAAACAAAUGAACAGGCUGUUGUUGAGGAGGAACCCAAAUAUGAAAAUGUGUCUCCAAAUUGCUAUCCUUCAGACGAGUCUCCUGCCAUCUCUCCUGACUGUGAGGCCAACACCUGAAAACCCACCCAGGACCCAAAUCCUGCCUCUUUUUCAGAACUGUGACAGUCAUCACAAUGUAGUUGUGGCCACAGGGGGCAGUGUACCUUGCAGGGCAGGCCAUGAGUUAUUGAAGAGUGCUAGUUCUGCAACAUGUCUGGUAUUAGAGGGAACCCAGAAUUUCAUCUCCCAGACAUGCCACAUGAACUAGAUUAUUGUCUAGCAUUACCAUUAAAUCUGUGUGUGUCCUGCAG
This is a messenger RNA of Mauremys reevesii (Reeves's turtle), 3770 nucleotides long. It is a transcript of the gene SCARF1, whose product is annotated as scavenger receptor class F member 1. The record is from RefSeq and is a predicted model, not a curated record. The transcript is spliced from 12 exons. Gene Ontology annotation, molecular function: scavenger receptor activity. NCBI's taxonomy places the organism in Eukaryota, Metazoa, Chordata, Testudines, Geoemydidae. The coding region runs from base 832 to 3537 and encodes 901 amino acids.